CUUCAGUAGAUAGAGCGGGAUGAAAUCUUGUGAUCUCCUUUUUAAAGAACAUUCCAAUAAGCUGCGGAGCUUUUCGUACCUAAGGUCACAUUUUAUCUCAACUUGACCGUGCUGUUUCACUUAAUUUAGCAAAGCAAGCGCACAUAUUCAACGAAAACGUACACUGCGAUUGGUCCUCUAUAUAAUAAAAACUAUUUUCGUAAACGAGCUUCCUCCGAUGGAAUAAAUAAUUAUUUCUCAGAUUAGUGGCACGUUUAGAAGACUUUGCUAAGUAACUGUACAUUUUCAUGUGUCAUCUUGGGAAUUGUAUUCAUAAGGUCGUACAACAUCCGGUCUAUUAUUGUUGUAUCGCUGAGGUUAAUUGCUGUUUCCACUCAUUAAGUGAAGGCAUGUAAUCGCGGGUGUUGUACAUGUUCUUCGGUGUCUAUCUGUUCGCUUUAUCUCUGAACAUUUAAAGAAGUACUCAUGCUUUUUGAUCCGAUUUCAACUGACGGAGCUAUAUGUUGUGUUAUGUAGUUGUUAAAAUCGCUUGCGGAUUUAAAUUCUUAAAGAUGAUUGUCCUCAAUAGAAUCAGGUAAGGCAAAGGUGAAAAGACUGAUUAACAGUGAGCAUCACAAUGUUAUUAGUUAUACAGAAGGAAAAUUCAAUGCUCUGCUUUUUAUACUUGAUGUUAAUCAUAUACCACAGCUAUUUUCGAAUUAAUUCAUUGUUUUUCUGUUUUUCAAAAAGGGUUUAGUGGGAUGAACGGCGAUAUCUCCCGCAUCCCCAUUCAGUCACUGAGUGCUGUAGUUAGUUUAACGGAUAUUAUACCUGAAUUACCUUUGCCCACUCCUUUACAUUCUGGAUCCAGUGCAGAAACUUUGUUAUAUGACCCUUCUCACAGUCUUCACUUUAGUCAUGCUGAACUUGUGGGUUACCUUAGUGAAGCCCUUGGGAAUGUUUGCACAAAUAAUAUUGAUUUUAAGGAAGGAUUCGCCAGUGAUAUAAUCGAUCCAAAUCUAUUGCCCGAACCUCUUGUUAGCUCUUUAAAAAAACUACCUGUUUUCGAACAAAAAAGGGGUUUUAUGGACUAUCUUCUCAGGAGUCAUAUCAUCAAGUUAAUACCGUUACUAAUGCAUAUAAAGUACAGCCUAGUUCCUGGGUUCAUCUCUAGACCAACCACUUUCUUCUGAGACUCAUCUUUAUCCUAACUGUAAGUUCAUUGUCUCACUUAAAUUAUUUUUCAUCCACACUAUCGUAGCCCUUUCGUUUUUAUUUUGUUUCAUCUGAUUGAUAACUGUCCCACAAGUAUGUGGAUUUUAAGCAUAUGUUCUUAAUAUGAACCUAUCUAAAGUACCAAUUGGCACUGUCUAAAAUCAUCCCGAACUCAGUUCGGAAAAUUUGUGGUAAUUACUCUAGAAAUUUGUUCGUUCAUGUAUGUACAUACGGAGCACUGAAUAACUGGCCUUAAUGAAUUUUUCUGACAAUAUGACCGAUAUGUGAUCAACUCAAUUCUUAGAUUUAAAGUGGUUGUUGAAUAAGUGACUGACUCGUCUUCGUAUCUCAUCACUUAUAAUUUAAUUCAGUAAUGUUUAUCUUCAUACUAACAGUGAACCUUAAAAGUGUAACAACAUGGUGCAACCAAUUCAUAUGUUAGUUGAUCCAGAUUUGACCUAAUUUUCCCGCAAACAUAAUUUGGAACUAGACGGUUGAAAACCAAUUAUUUGUUGACAAUUCUGCUAAUUUUUUUAUAAUAGAGUGAAGAGGUUACGUGUGUUGUCGCAUUCAAGUGCAUUUAAGAUCGCAUAAACUUUGGCGAUCAGAUAGUGGAAAAUUUCCGGAUGGAAUACAAGAAGCAAAUGAGUACUUUCUGUCGCCCGUAAUUCAUCUUCAUUUACACAUUCCAGGUGAUCAGAAGUCAGUCUUUUGUAAAUUCGUGCACUGUGGGUACUAACUUGCAAUAGUGCAAAAGAAACAAUCAUUACUGGUUUAUUUUCUGGUUUUUCCUAUGUAUGCUGAAUCGCUUAGUCAUUUGGUUAGGUUUACCUGUUAGCAGUGUGUUUUGUUUGUGCUUCUGCAUCGAGUUCAAACAUUUACUGCCUACCAAACCAGCCUUCCG
Molecule: messenger RNA, 2098 nt
Organism: Trichobilharzia regenti
Lineage: Eukaryota; Metazoa; Platyhelminthes; Trematoda; Strigeidida; Schistosomatidae
Source: the annotation of a GenBank genome assembly